AUCAUUAGCGCUCACUUCAUUAGCACAGGUUCUCCCGCUGCCGUUAGUCUGUCAGACAUGUCAUCUUUUGGUCUCAGCGAUAGGUGGAAUUGGGUCCAGCGUCUAUCAUUCUGGCCCAGCCAUCAAAUGCACGUAAAGCAUGCCAUACACUGCCUGAACUUCAACCACGGUCCCCAUAUCCCUCUGCCCCUUCUUAUCCGACCACUCAUUCCGCACCACUCAACGCCAUUCUCGAUCAACCGUGUCCCUUCAAGCGCCUCACCGCUCCAUCAUGCCCGAUAGCUUGGAAGGCCAAUGUAUCAGACUUGAAGUCAUUAGCGGAAAGAAUCUCAAAGUCCGCUCCUGGCGCAUACCCGCAGGCAUUUACAUAUCCAUCCAUGUCGACUCGAGAAGGCGUUGGAAAUCAGCUGUUCGAGUCCUAUCAUCCGAUGAAUCUGUAGCGUGGGGCGAUACAGUGACCUUAUCAUUAGAUGCGUCUCCUGAAUUAUCACUGGACAUCAUGGCAUCCUUCGAGCUCGGUCGAAUGCUAGGCAAUGGGGAAGUCGUCGGAAAACUUGAAACGUCUUGGGAUGAGCUGCUCAAUCAUGGAGAUGAGCAUUUCGAUUUGUCCUUUCCGCCUGUUCGUGGUGUCCACCCUUCUCUCACGCUGAAGGCUACUGUUGUAUGUGCUUGCGGAGAUCAGGAUGGCACACGGAUUGAUUCCAUCGUAGACUGCGAUAUUGCUCGAGACACAGAUACGGGCCACGCACUAUUUGCCCAAUAUGUAACUGGCAAGAGGGUCUCCGACCUGAACGAUGCUGUAGAGCAAUUUCAGUUUGUUCUAGACCAAUGUCCGGUCGGCCAUCCUGACUACGCGGCAGCUCUCGCUAACCUCGCGUGGGCCCGCCUUGAAGGCUAUAUUCGAAGGGAUCGUCAAGACAUUGAUUCUACCACCUCUCUAUUCCGCGACGCCCUUGCAUUGCGUCCGCAGGGUCACCCCGAUCACCCCUUAUCUCUCUAUUCUGUCAUUAGAGCGUUGAUCUCGCGCUACAGCAACGAGUCUACCGUCGCCAACAUCCAUGAAUGUGCGCAACUGCAUUCCAAGCUACUGCCCCUCUGCCCAGAGGGCACCUACUUUCGUAGCAUUGACGUAGACAGUACUGUCAAUUAUGUGAUCCGGGAAUGCUUAGUUCUCCAAGACGCAUCCAACGAAGGCAUUCUACGAGUUGUGCUUGAGCUCUGUCCGUUCGGCCAUCAAUGCCGUCCGCAUGCCCUUGGCCAGCUCGCACAGACAGUUGAAGCACUCUUUGACCAACAUGGCAGCGCUGACGAUCUAGAAGAGAGCAUACAACUUGGUCGCGAAGCCGUUUCUCUGUGCCCCGAGGAACACCCUAGCCGUGUUGCCUACCUGCACAACUUGGCAUUCUCAAUUGGGUCCCGCUUCGAUCAUCAAGGAAAAUCUCAUGACCUUGACGAGUCCAUCUCUCUAUACGAACAAGCACUGCACCUGUGCCCUGUUGGGCACGAAGCUCGUGAUAAACUAUUGGACAACCUAGGGGGCGCCCUCCUCGACCGUUUCAACCAACAACGUGACAUUGAUGACAUCAACAAAGCCAUCAGCCUUCGUCGUGAGGCACUGGAGUUGAACCCACCUGGGCUUCCAAAUCGCGACACCAUCCUUGCUGAUCUUGCCUCCGCGCUCAAAACCAGAUUUGACAAAUCACAUAUCAACGAGGAUCUUAACGAGGCCAUCGAUCUCUAUCGCGAAUCCCUUCGGUUAAGAUCCCAUGACCAUCCAAGGCGCCAUGUAACUCUUUUCAAUUUAAGCGGGGCACUCUGCGCGCUUUUCACAGAAAAUCAGAAUAAUGAAGAUGUUGAAGAGGCCAUUAAUCUCUGCCAAGAAACAUUAGCGACUUUGCCUCCCCUGCACCCGGAGAGAUUUUUCAGCUACAUGCAGCUGCGGGGAGCCUAUCUAUCUCGUUACCAGAUACAGGACAAUCCUACCGAUUUGUCGCUCGCAGUGGAGAAUUUUAGACUAGCGUCAAACCACCCUACCCAAGGAUUUCCAGAACGCAUCAAGGAGGCAAUCAAUUGGACUUUGGCAGCCGAGAAGCACGGUCAUGCCUCCGCGCUGGAAGCCUACAAAACAUAUUUCGAGCUUCUUGGCAGACAUUUGUCAACACGAUCUUCGAUUGUUGCGCGACGCGAAGCUACUGCCGCUUUUCGUCGUGCCAGAGCUGCAGCAUUGCCUGUAGAUGCGGCGUCGUGUGCCAUACGCCGUGGAAAUCUACGAGAGGCAAUCGAACUCGUGGAGCAGGGCCGUGGCCAGCAAUGGUCGAUGGCCUCUCGCCUGAGGACUCCACUUGAAGAUCUCGAGUCCACGAAUCCUGACCUAGCUCAUAGAUUCUCGCAGCUCAGCCAGCAUCUUUCUGAUGUUCAGGGAUCCGUGGUCAGCGCAGACAGGGCUGCUGCUGAUCAGGCAGCCAUGGAGUACCGGAGACGUACGACGGAAUGGGAAGCUGUGGUGGCUGAAAUUCGCGAUGUCCAUGGUUUCUCGCGAUUCCUGCUCCCACCAUUGUACGAAGACUUGCAAGCGGCAGCGCGCGAUGGCCCGGUCAUCAUCCUCAUCGCGAGCAAAUAUUCGUGCAACGCCAUCAUCGUCCCAACAUCAGGGGAACCCCACCACCUUCCCUUCCAGUCUCUCACUCUCAGUGAUCUCAAUAUGCUCAAGGAAGACUUUGCUAGGGAGAUACACCACGCAACUCUUAUGGGCCCAAAAGAGCCGAGGAAGGAUUUGCGAGUACUCUUGCGGAAAAUCUGGGACGGGAUUAUGCUACCUAUUGUCAAUGUCCUCAAGCAUGACCUGAAAUUGCGGCGCCGAUCUCGAAUAUGGUUGUGUCCGACAGCAGCCUUUACGUCUAUUCCUCUCCAUGCAGCUCACCCCUUUCGAACGAAGGCAGAUCGCUCUGGACGGGAACAAUCCCUGGAGGAUAUAUAUAUCUGCUCUUACACGCCGACACUUUCGGCUCUCAUCAGGUCUCGACAGACGAUGAAGAUAUGUCUCACUCCGUCCUUCGUGGCGAUCGCACAAGGUCAACCGGGCGCAGGGCAAGGGACGGUACUCGCUACUGUCGACAGUGAACUUGAACUUGUCCAUAAACUCGUUCCUCCCAACGUCAAGUUCACUUAUCUUUCUGGCGGCGAAGCAACGCAGGCAGGUGCACUCGAAGCCUUGCAAUGCAACACCUGGGCGCACCUCGCUUGUCAUGGCAAGCAGGACCGUCAGCAGCCGUACAAUUCACGCUUUGCGAUGAGAGAUAAACCUCUCACGCUGCUGGAUAUCAUGGAGAACAAUGCUCCGCAAGCUGAAUUCGCGUUCUUAUCAGCGUGUCAUACCGCCGUCGGCGAUGAGGAGACACCAGACGAGGUCAUCCACCUCGCUGCUGGUCUGCAGUUUUCGGGGUUUAAGAGUGUCAUUGGCACACUGUGGGUGGUUGAUGAUGCUGUCGCAAAACACGUUGUGGAAGCAUUCUAUGGACAUAUGUUCAAGGAUUUGAAGGAGGAUGUCAUUGAUUGUACGAAGGCAGCCUCGUCACUCAACCAUGCUACAUGCGCCGUGACGAAUAAAGUGCCGCUCGAGCAGAGAAUUGUGUUCAUUCAUAUUGGUGUGUAGUUCUAUUCCUAUUGCCAAGUUUCAUCUCGUACAGAUUUACACCCUUGGUUUCUCUCUCAUCUUGGUCAUCCACGUUGUACUUCAAGUUUCAGGCAUUACCAUGAUGCUCUUAUGCUGCAGUUAUCUUAAAUUUCGUUCUCUCACGUGUUCAUGUCUACUUGAGAGUCUUUAGCAAACUCAUUCGUUGCUCGACCGUGACGGUGUUUCAAGUUGCCAGCCGGCCCGACAGACUAGCGCCUAUCUGCAAGAACCACGCCUAUCUCAAAACAGAACUUCCAGUGGUACAGUAUGUUUGGUUCCGCUGGGCUUCCGAAUUUCAGCUUCCCGCUAGAUCACGUUAAGGUAUCGCCAGACCCCGCUACGC
Molecule: messenger RNA, 4016 nt
Organism: Suillus paluster
Lineage: Eukaryota; Fungi; Basidiomycota; Agaricomycetes; Boletales; Suillaceae
Product: CHAT domain-containing protein
Exons: 5
Coding region: 272-3652 (1126 amino acids)
Molecular function (GO): protein binding
Source: RefSeq, a predicted model, not a curated record